Molecule: messenger RNA, 2697 nt
Organism: Cebus imitator (Panamanian white-faced capuchin)
Lineage: Eukaryota; Metazoa; Chordata; Mammalia; Primates; Cebidae
Gene: ERC2
Product: ELKS/RAB6-interacting/CAST family member 2
Exons: 15
Biological process (GO): regulation of synaptic plasticity; maintenance of presynaptic active zone structure; neuromuscular synaptic transmission
Cellular component (GO): cytoskeleton of presynaptic active zone
Molecular function (GO): structural constituent of presynaptic active zone
Source: RefSeq, a predicted model, not a curated record
CCGGCCCCGCGCCCGGCCCCGGCCCUCCGAGCGGUGUCCUCCUCCUUCCCUCCUUCCCUCCUUCCCUCCCCGGUGCUCCUCUUUCUCCUCCUCCCGCUCCUGCUCGCUCGGUCUCCGGCUCUGGCACCGGCUCCUGCUCCUCCCGGCCGCCCGGGGCCAAGGCGACGUGAGGUUGUAAAAAUCCAUGUGGGACGGCCCCCGGGCGAGCAUCGGAAAGGUCUCUGAGUGGAGUUAUUUUCUGGUGCAGUGAAAAUUCUGGACAAUUGUGGAAAUAUUAGCUCAAAUCCCAACUUAGUAUCGCAUUUCUUCUCUUCAGUAACAACCUCAUAAUAGAAGAAAAAUGUAUGGAAGUGCAAGAACAAUCACCAAUCUGGAAGGUAGCCCUUCCAGAUCCCCUCGUUUGCCAAGGUCUCCUCGUUUGGGCCACCGAAGAACAAGUAGUGGGGGAGGUGGAGGAGCAGGCAAGACUCUGUCUAUGGAGAAUAUCCAGUCCCUCAAUGCAGCCUAUGCUACGUCUGGACCCAUGUAUCUGAGUGAUCAUGAAGGAGUGGCUUCAACAACUUACCCAAAGGGCACCAUGACUCUGGGAAGGGCUACAAAUCGAGCUGUAUAUGGAGGCCGUGUCACAGCCAUGGGGAGUAGUCCCAAUAUUGCUUCUGCUGGACUUUCCCACACAGAUGUCCUUUCAUACACAGAUCAACAUGGUGGUCUGACUGGUUCAUCCCAUCAUCAUCACCACCAGGUCCCCUCCAUGUUGAGGCAGGUAAGAGACAGCACAAUGUUAGAUCUUCAGGCCCAGCUGAAGGAACUGCAGAGAGAGAAUGACCUCCUCCGGAAAGAGCUCGACAUCAAGGACAGCAAGUUGGGAUCUUCCAUGAACAGUAUUAAGACCUUCUGGAGCCCUGAGCUUAAGAAGGAGAGAGUCUUGAGGAAAGAAGAGGCAGCACGGAUGUCUGUCCUCAAGGAGCAGAUGAGGGUUUCCCAUGAAGAAAAUCAGUUACUGGAUGCCAGAAGAACCAAGCACCUACAGUUGACAAUCCAGGCCCUUCAAGAUGAGCUGCGAACCCAGAGAGACCUCAACCACCUCCUUCAGCAAGAGAGUGGCAACCGAGGAGCAGAGCACUUCACCAUUGAGCUGACUGAGGAGAACUUCAGGAGGCUCCAAGCCGAACAUGACAGGCAGGCUAAGGAGCUGUUCCUUUUGAGAAAGACAUUAGAGGAAAUGGAGCUGAGAAUUGAAACACAGAAACAAACCCUCAAUGCCCGAGAUGAGUCGAUUAAAAAACUUCUUGAGAUGUUGCAAAGUAAAGGCUUGCCGUCCAAAAGCCUGGAGGAUGACAAUGAGCGAACGCGGCGGAUGGCAGAGGCUGAGUCUCAGGUCAGCCACUUGGAAGUGAUUUUAGACCAGAAAGAGAAGGAAAACAUACAUCUUAGGGAGGAAUUGCACCGAAGAAGCCAACUUCAGCCAGAGCCAGCCAAGACGAAGGCUCUCCAGACUGUCAUUGAAAUGAAGGACACAAAAAUCGCUUCAUUGGAGCGAAACAUAAGGGAUCUUGAGGAUGAGAUCCAGAUGUUAAAAGCCAAUGGUGUGCUGAACACUGAGGACCGUGAAGAAGAGAUCAAACAAAUUGAGGUUUACAAAAGUCACUCCAAGUUUAUGAAGACCAAGAUUGAUCAACUGAAGCAGGAACUUUCAAAGAAGGAGUCAGAACUUCUUGCCUUACAAACAAAGCUUGAAACUCUUAGCAAUCAAAAUUCAGAUUGCAAGCAACACAUUGAAGUGCUCAAAGAGUCACUUACUGCCAAAGAACAGAGGGCUGCCAUCCUUCAGACUGAGGUAGAUGCACUGAGAUUACGACUGGAAGAAAAAGAAUCUUUCCUCAAUAAAAAAACAAAACAGCUGCAGGACCUCACAGAAGAGAAGGGGACACUGGCUGGUGAGAUUCGUGACAUGAAAGAUAUGUUAGAAGUGAAGGAAAGAAAAAUUAAUGUUCUUCAGAAAAAGAUUGAAAACUUGCAAGAACAACUUAGGGAUAAAGACAAGCAACUGACCAACCUGAAAGACAGAGUGAAGUCCUUGCAAACAGAUUCCAGUAAUACAGACACUGCACUGGCAACACUAGAGGAAGCUCUGUCAGAGAAGGAGAGAAUAAUUGAGCGCUUGAAAGAACAGCGGGAAAGAGAUGAUCGGGAAAGACUAGAAGAAAUAGAAUCCUUCCGAAAAGAGAACAAAGACCUGAAAGAGAAGGUCAAUGCUUUACAAGCUGAACUGACUGAAAAAGAGUCUAGUUUAAUUGACCUCAAAGAACAUGCAUCUUCAUUAGCCUCUGCAGGACUGAAAAGGGAUUCCAAAUUAAAAUCUCUAGAAAUAGCCAUUGAACAAAAGAAAGAGGAAUGUAGCAAAUUGGAAGCACAGUUAAAAAAGCAAGCUGAGCAGUUGUUCAAUCAGAUGUACAACCCAAAGUCAAUUAGGAAUAAUGGGAAACAAGGGGCACAUAAUAUUGAAGAUGACUCCAGGAUGAACCCUGAGUUCGCAGACCGAAUAAAACAGCUCGAUAAAGAGGCGUCUUACUACCGUGAUGAGUGUGGCAAGGCCCAAGCGGAAGUGGACCGGUUGCUGGAGAUCCUAAAGGAGGUGGAGAAUGAGAAGAAUGACAAGGACAAGAAGAUUGCAGAACUGGAGAGCUUGACUCUCAG